AUGGACCUUCAGUUACCUCUCUUCUUCGCCAUGUUUCUAUUCGUCUACACCUUCGCUUACUCAGUUCUCCUUCGAAAUUGGGGGCCAAAGCACAGAUUAGAAGCUUCAAGUUGCUUCAUAUCCCUCGCCCAUGGCACUCCGGUCGUAAUCCUCGCCGCAAUCGCAAUUCUCCAAUCCCCAAAUUCAACCGAUUUUGCCGCUCCAAACACCAAAUUCCAAGCACUAGUUCUCGAAUACAGCAUAGCGUAUUUCUCACUGGAUCUUCUUCAUUGCCUAUUGUUUUCUCCAAAUGAUUUCGUCUUCAUAUUUCAUCAUCUAGCAGUGCUUUACGUCUUCGUUACAUGUAAUUACAUUGUUGGUUGUGGGGCUGUACCGAUUCUAGGGCUGUUGGUGGUGGCGGAAUUGAGCAGUGGGUGCCAAAAUGCUUGGACCCUUGCGGGGUAUAGAAGGACGGAAAUGGUAGCCGCGGCUAAGUUUGAGGAGUUUGUGGCUCCGUAUUUCUUAACGUUUUAUAGUGUUUUACGAGUGGGAUUGGCGCCGGUGGUUGUGUGCAAAAUGGGGGAAUUUUAUGUUGGGAGCUUGGGAAUGAGUGGGAAUUUGAUUCCCACAUGGGCUUGGAUUUCUUGGAUGUGUGUUAUUGGUUUAGCUAUUUUUGGUAGUGUGUUGUGGGUUGGAAAUCAUUGGCUUCUUUGGUUUCACCGCAUAACCAAUACAAAAUCGUAA
Messenger RNA from Cucumis sativus (cucumber), 723 nucleotides. RefSeq names its product TLC domain-containing protein At5g14285. Lineage: Eukaryota; Viridiplantae; Streptophyta; Magnoliopsida; Cucurbitales; Cucurbitaceae. The record is from RefSeq and is a predicted model, not a curated record. The coding region runs from base 1 to 723 and encodes 240 amino acids. Gene Ontology annotation, cellular component: membrane. The transcript has a single exon.